This is a messenger RNA of Eptesicus fuscus (big brown bat), 1930 nucleotides long. It is a transcript of the gene SGCZ, whose product is annotated as sarcoglycan zeta. The coding region runs from base 1 to 897 and encodes 298 amino acids. The transcript has 7 exons. The record is from RefSeq and is a predicted model, not a curated record. Gene Ontology annotation, biological process: cardiac muscle tissue development; heart contraction. NCBI's taxonomy places the organism in Eukaryota, Metazoa, Chordata, Mammalia, Chiroptera, Vespertilionidae. Gene Ontology annotation, cellular component: sarcoglycan complex; sarcolemma.
AUGACACGAGAACAAUACAUACUAGCAACACAGCAGAAUAACCUGCCAAAGGCUGAGAAUGCACAACUGUACCCUGUGGGCAUUUAUGGAUGGCGAAAGAGGUGCUUAUACUUCUUUGUCCUUCUGCUGUUGGUUACCAUGAUAGUUAACUUAGCCAUGACAAUUUGGAUAUUGAAAGUUAUGAAUUUCACUGUGGAUGGUAUGGGAAAUCUGAGAGUCACCAAGAAGGGAAUUCGACUUGAAGGUAUAUCUGAGUUUCUACUUCCAUUGUAUGUGAAAGAAAUUCAUUCCCGAAAGGAUAGUCCACUGGUCUUACAGUCUGACAGGAAUGUAACAGUGAAUGCAAGAAAUCACAUGGGGCAGUUAACUGGACAGCUGACAGUAGGAUCUGAUGCUGUGGAAGCUCAGUGUAAAAGAUUUGAAGUGAGAGCGAGCGAAGAUGGCAGGGUGCUGUUUUCUGCAGAUGAAGAUGAGAUUACCAUUGGGGCUGAAAAGCUGAAAGUUACAGGCACUGAAGGAGCAGUAUUUGGGCAUUCAGUCGAGACACCUCACAUCAGAGCAGAACCUUCCCAAGACCUCAGGCUUGAAUCACCAACCAGGUCCUUGAUAAUGGAGGCUCCUCGAGGGGUCCAGGUGCGAGCUGCUGCAGGAGACUUCAAGGCCACCUGCAGGAAAGAGCUGCACUUGCAGUCUACAGAGGGCGAGAUAUUUUUGAAUGCGGACACAAUUCGGCUGGGAAAUCUGCCGACCGGCUCUUUCUCAUCGUCACCCAGCUCUUCAAACACUCGGCAGACAGUGUACGAACUGUGCGUCUGCCCCAACGGCAAACUGUACCUUUCUCCAGCAGGACUUGGCUCCACCUGCCAGUUCAGUAGCAACAUCUGCUUGUGGAGCUGAAGUGACUGAUUCCUCCUCACACCAGAAUAGCCUUUUGUUCCCGUCUGUCUGCUUCACGGUUCUGCUCGGUUUCCCUUGUGAUCAGUCCAGAGCUUCUUCGAAUGGUCCACAGGUCAACUUCCUCCGGCGUAAGCAGGGACUCGCCUCCACCUGCUCCUGUGAGUUACUGUACCGCUCAGCACGGAGGGUGUGCGUGGCAGGACAGCUGAAACUCGUCUUCAGCAGGAAAGAUGGAUCAUCACUUUUGCUCAAAGGGAGAAUAACAUAGGUGCCUUUGCUACAUGAAGUGAAGCACACAGUUUUAGAUUUUUGCAGGACCUCGAUAUGAACUGCACAUAUGACCAUUACACAGAUGAAAUUCCCAGUGUCCAAUGGAAAGAUGAAAUGGUUAACCCUGUGAGAAAACUAACACUAGAGUCUGAAAGCACAAUUUUCCAUUCAUCUUUUUAGAUGUACACUUCCCCCCACCCAGAAUUUUAAAAUUUUAAAGCAUUAUGUAAUGCUUGCUUUACUAAAAAUUAAAUUCAAUACAUGGUUUUUAACAAAACAAAACAAGACAGAACCCCACCCUGAGUUUUGUUUCUUUACAUUCAGUGUGUUGUUACUCUUUGUCUACUAUGUCAAGAAUUUUGUACAUUAGCUAAUUUUGAAAGCACUCAGCAAUAUAUUUACAGAAUUAACCAUAGGCCACCAUGCUGUCAUUUGUCAGGUCUGAAUGUCCUUAUGUAGUAUUUACUUGGCUAUUGCAUGUGACAUAUUUACUUUUAGCAAAACAUCUAAUUUAUUGCCAUAUAAGAUAGGAUUAAGAGGGCCAUACAGGUGGUGUGGAUCCACAUGCUAUUUGUUACACGGAGGUUCUAAUGGUACAAUUUUUGUUUGCAGCGUUCACUUUAUACUUGACUCUGACUGAUAAAUUCAUACAUCCUCUAAAUAAAUGAAUACUAAUGUACUGCAUAGUGCUGAGAAUGGGUUCACUUUCCACUGGAAUAUCAUCUUCAGAAGUAUAUCUAUGUAUUUUUUCACUGGAGAUCAA